Dioscorea cayenensis subsp. rotundata (Guinea yam) is the source of this 781-nucleotide messenger RNA. Its product is annotated as NDR1/HIN1-like protein 10. The record is from RefSeq and is a predicted model, not a curated record. Gene Ontology annotation, biological process: defense response to other organism. The transcript has a single exon. Bases 3 to 650 code for a protein of 215 amino acids. NCBI's taxonomy places the organism in Eukaryota, Viridiplantae, Streptophyta, Magnoliopsida, Dioscoreales, Dioscoreaceae.
GCAUGCAGCAAGCUCCACAAAACCCUUACCCAGGUUCAUACUAUGGCCCUCCAAUCCCUCCACAGCAAGCAAACCACCGUAACAGACGUAGGACCAUAAUAAGGGCCUUCAUAGCCUUCUGGAUCGCCAUCGGCAUCACUGUACUAAUUCUCUGGCUUGUUUAUCGUCCAAAUAAGAUCAAAUUCUCCGUCGAAAAUGCCUACUUAACCAACUUCACUCUCACCACCUCCCCUUCCUACCUCGACUACGAUCUCUACACCACUGUGAGCAUUCGAAACCCGAAUAAAAAGAUUGGUGUCUACUACGACAGGCUUGAAGCCAGUGCGUUUUACUCAGGGUACCGGUUUGGAUGGAUUCCUCUCCCUACUUUCUAUCAAGGACAUAAGAACACCACCAUGCUGUUUCCUUCAUUUGAUGGGAGAUCCAUAGUUACUGAUUCAAGUGUUUCAGAUACUUUUAAGAAUGAGAAUGCAACUAGGUUCUUUAAUAUAGACUUGUGGUUCAAUGCUAAGAUUAGGCUCAAGUAUGGAUCUUGGAUAAAAAUAAAAUAUACAGUGAGGAUUAGGUGUGAUAUUAGGGUUCCAUUGGUGACCAAUGGAAACUCCAACAAUGCUGGCUUUCAAUGGACCCAGUGUGAUGUGGAUUAUUGAUUUUAUGUACUUCUUGAGUUCAUGUGAUUUUUAGAGUUGCAGUUGUUAUUUUUUGUUUCAUUUGUGAUCUGAUGGGUUUUGUUAUCAUGUUUGUUUUGUAAUAAAUUAUAUUUGUAUGUGUAAAAUUUUGU